CCAAUCGGUGAUUUCUUGCUCCGAGUCCCCUCCACUCUGUGCUACACUCCUUGUGUUGUCACCCGAACCGGGAAUUGUCUGUGCUUAAGGGACAAGUUAGUAAACUAAGCUGAAAUGGCACCCAAGAAGGACGCUAAGGCUCCCGCCAAGAAGGCCGAACCUGCACCAGCACCUGCACCUGCUCCGGCACCCGAGCCAGCCCCUGCCCCUGCAGCUCCCGCUGUCGACCUGUCCGCAGUCAAGAUCGAUUUCAGCGCAGACCAGAUUGAGGACUACAGGGAGGCCUUCGGUCUGUUCGACAGGGUGGGCGACAACAAGGUGGCUUACAACCAGAUCGCCGACAUCAUGCGCGCUCUGGGACAGAACCCCACCAACAAGGAGGUGACCAAACUGCUGGGAAACCCCACUGCUGAUGACAUGGCCAACAAGAGAGUAGAGUUCGAGGGUUUCCUGCCCAUGCUCCAGACCAUCAUCAACAGCCCAAACAAGGCAGGAUUCGAGGACUACGUUGAGGGUCUGCGCGUCUUUGACAAGGAGGGCAACGGCACAGUGAUGGGUGCUGAGCUGCGUAUUGUUCUGUCGACACUGGGAGAGAAGAUGAACGAGGCAGAGAUUGACGCUCUCAUGGCAGGACAGGAGGAUGAGAACGGCUGUGUCAACUAUGAGGCCUUUGUCAAGCACAUCAUGUCUGUGUAAGGACCCUGCCACUGUGGUGGUGAGCAUCGUCCGUCCUAAUUUCCAUCAAGAUGUUUCUUUCCUCAUCACCAUUGAAGUCCCUCUGUCUCAUUGGGGUUUUAUUGUCAUCAUCACUGGUCUUCAAAGUGGAACAGUGAUGGAGGGAAACCUGGGAUAACGAUGACCACCCCCUCCUAUCACUUACUGUGUGGCUAGCCCUCUAUCUGCCAGUGAAGUGAAGUGGUUUUGACCAGGACUGGACAUCAACAUGAAUCCACUCCUCGCCCAACCCAAUCCCUAGGUCUUAACUUAUUGUAUCCUCUGCCAUUUCACAAUAAACUUUUCACAAACUCCCA
Molecule: messenger RNA, 1031 nt
Organism: Scatophagus argus
Lineage: Eukaryota; Metazoa; Chordata; Actinopteri; Scatophagidae
Gene: myl1
Product: myosin, light chain 1, alkali; skeletal, fast
Exons: 7
Coding region: 115-696 (193 amino acids)
Cellular component (GO): contractile muscle fiber; myosin II complex
Molecular function (GO): calcium ion binding
Source: RefSeq, a predicted model, not a curated record